Molecule: messenger RNA, 534 nt
Organism: Centruroides sculpturatus (bark scorpion)
Lineage: Eukaryota; Metazoa; Arthropoda; Arachnida; Scorpiones; Buthidae
Product: mitochondrial import inner membrane translocase subunit TIM14-like
Exons: 6
Coding region: 102-446 (114 amino acids)
Biological process (GO): protein import into mitochondrial matrix
Cellular component (GO): PAM complex, Tim23 associated import motor
Molecular function (GO): ATPase activator activity
Source: RefSeq, a predicted model, not a curated record
GUGGCAUUUAUAAAUAAGAGAGAGAGAGAGACCGAAUGUGAUCGUGUUAUGUGCGAAUUAAAGUUUUUGUUCAGUUGUUAUUGGAUUGUGCGUAUUACAAAAUGACAACAGGAAUUAUAUUGGCAGGACUGACUCUUGCAGCUGUAGGAUUUGCUGGUAGAUAUGCUUUUCGUGUUUCAAAACAGUUUUCAGAAAAGUUCCAGCAUCUUAAAAUUCCAACAACAUCCAGUUUUGCUAAUAGCAAAUAUUAUAAAGGUGGCUUUGAACCUAAAAUGACACGAAGAGAAGCUGGAUUGAUAUUGGGAAUUAGUCCUUCUGCAACAAAUGCAAAAAUUGUAGAAUCAUACAAAAGAAUAAUGGUAUUGAAUCAUCCUGAUCGAGGAGGAUCCCCUUAUCUGGCUGCAAAAAUUGGUGAGGCAAAAGAUCUUCUUAGUAAAGGAAAAUGAAUGUAAAAUUUUGAGGCUGUAGAUAGAUGUAAAUAAAUACUUUACAGAUGCAAAUUUUAUUUUUAUGCCCUUGAAGUUUUAAUACUAU